Messenger RNA from Galleria mellonella (greater wax moth), 1203 nucleotides. RefSeq lists its product as uncharacterized. Lineage: Eukaryota; Metazoa; Arthropoda; Insecta; Lepidoptera; Pyralidae. Bases 1 to 1203 code for a protein of 400 amino acids. The transcript is spliced from 2 exons. The record is from RefSeq and is a predicted model, not a curated record.
AUGUCGUUAGAACAAAGAAAAGAGCAUCUUAAGAAGAAAAAAGCUUGUCUAAUAUGUCUAAAACCAGGGCACUACGCCAAAAUAUGUAAAGCUUUUAUUCAGUGCUGUGUAUGUAAAAAGCGACACUCAGUAGCACUGUGUCCCGGACAAGUUAACAGUUCUGAAAAGCAGACCACUAUUAAAGAAAUUGUACCAGCGAGUCAUACUAUUGCAAAUUUUUCUUCUCAAAAUGUCAGCGUAACUUUACUUCAAACAAUUAUGGUGAAGAUCAUCAACAACGGAAAAGAGGUAAUAGUUCGUGCAUUGAUUGACAACGGUUCGCAGAGGUCAUACUUGAAGAAAGAUGUUGCACGACAAUUAGAUCUUAAUGCUAUAGAUGUAGAUGAAAAUAAUAUGUCAGAUAUUGGAUUGUUAAUCGGUGCUGAUUAUUCAGGUUUUCUCAUGACAAAUAUUGUAACCCAAAUAAAGGAAAGUUUAGUAGCAAUUAAGACCAAAUUAGGAUGGGUGUUACAAGGUAAAGUAAAUAAUAUAAACAGUAAAUUAACAAAUACUUUAUUUUGCUCAUCAGAUGUAUUAAAUUUUUGGUCACUUGAGUUGCUUGGUAUCAAAAAUCCUUUAGAAAGUAAGUCUAAAUUGCUAGCAGAGGCAGAGGCUGUAAUGUCUUUUGAAGAAGGUGUCACAGUCAAUGAACAUGGAAAAUAUGAAGUGUCUUUGCCGCUGAAGGUGGGUUACGAAGAAUUAUUAAGCAACCGCAGCAUAGUUGAAAAAAGACUGUCCACGAAUACAAAAUCGUUAAUGUCCUCUGGUAAGUUUCUUGAGUAUCAUAGUGUAAUUAGUUGUUGGAAAGAAGAGGGCAUAAUAGAGGAAGUUAUGGAAGAUAAAUUAGGACAGACGGUUCAUUAUUUACCGCAUAGAGGAGUAGUUAAAGAUGCAAGUUUAACUACAAAAUUAAGACCCGUGUUCGACGCGUCGGAUUGUGAUAAAAAUGGUCGAUCACUGAAUUCAUAUUUGAAUAAGGGGUUAAACUUUUUAGAUAAAAUACCUCAUUUAUUAAUGGGCUUUCGAAAGGGUACUGUAGGGAUAUCAGCCGAUAUUGCCAAAGCCUUCCUGCAAAUAUCAGUUAAACGUGCAGACAGAAAUCUGUUAAGAAUUUGUGGUGGAGAGAUGAAUUACAAAAAGAGAAGGAAAAAGAAACUAAUUUAA